Hippocampus comes (tiger tail seahorse) is the source of this 2497-nucleotide messenger RNA. RefSeq names its product B-cell lymphoma 6 protein homolog. Gene Ontology annotation, molecular function: RNA polymerase II cis-regulatory region sequence-specific DNA binding; DNA-binding transcription factor activity, RNA polymerase II-specific; protein binding. Gene Ontology annotation, biological process: regulation of transcription by RNA polymerase II. The record is from RefSeq and is a predicted model, not a curated record. The transcript has 9 exons. Lineage: Eukaryota; Metazoa; Chordata; Actinopteri; Syngnathiformes; Syngnathidae. Bases 153 to 1943 code for a protein of 596 amino acids.
AAGGCCGGUGUUUUUUUUUUCCGUGACCGCCCCGUCGCCCACAAAAUGGUACGUGCCGAUGUUGAAAUUCCGAGAAUUGAGUAGCUCAGUUUCUUAGAACUGGAUUCGCAGAAGUGGAGUGGCUCGGAUUUUCGAGGAAACUUUUUACAAGCAUGGCGAUGACUGCAAAUGGGUGUGUUCAAUUUACGCGCCAUGCAGGUGACGUCCUGCUCAACUUUAACCGCCUCCGCAGCAGAAAUAUCCUGACCGACGUCACCAUUCAAGUGGACGGUCAGCUUUUUUACGCUCACAAGGCCAUCUUGGUGGCCUGCAGUGGCUUCUUUUAUUCGGUCUUCAUGAACCCCGAGAACACAAACCUCAGUGUUAUCAGUUUGGAUCCCAAAAUAGAUGCCAAGAGUUUCUCAAACCUCCUGGACUUCAUGUACACGUCUUGCCUGAACUUGACGGACAGCAUGCUGGCGGGCACCAUGAACACGGCGCUCUACCUCCAGAUGGAGCACGUGGCUGACACCUGUCACAGGUUCAUCAAGUCCAGGCCAUCUUUAAAUGUGCACGUUGAAGAGGUGCAGACCAGCAUGUUACCCCUGGCCGACCAACUCUCCACACUGAGGCCGAUCCACGUGACCGAGUUAGAUGUUAAAAACAGGUACACGGCCACAUCGCCCCCUCCUCAGGAGUGCAGGGGUUACAGCGUUUUUCGGGGCAUCAACACCUCCGGCUCCUAUCACGUGUAUGGCGAUCGCCACAUCCCCCCUGGCAAGUCCGUAGAUUCCCAACCGACGGGCACCCCAACCAGAGCAUUCUCCUUGUCCCACAAACCAUUUGUGCAAGUUCCCGGCCCCGAUGCGCCUCACAAGGAGUCUUCGGCCAUUAUCGGUUUCCAUCCCGCUAUCAUUCGACCUGCCGCCCACAUGGAGGAAGACGGCGUUCAGCACCCUCUUGCCGAUUGCCGUCGAUCGUCUCUCAGUUUUGGCAAAGGUGUGAUUUGCAGCCCUCAGAGCCCCUUGAGAUCCGACUGCCAACCCAACUCGCCCACUGAGUCGAGCAGCAGUCGAAACGCGACCCUGAGCCUCAAACAGCCACCGGAUUGCCACAAAGAAGCCAAGGUCCGAAACUGGAAGAAGUACAAAUUCAUCGUGAUGAACCAAAACCCAGAGAGCAAGGAAAUGGAUGCUCCGAGAAGCAGUCCUGAAAGCGGAUCUCCUUCGCGGAGUCCGUGCAGGAGUGGCGGAGACCAAAGGGAAUCCCAAACGGAAGAAGCAGCCGGUGAACACAGGGAAGAAAACGCCACGACUGUUGAUGGCCGCCACAAAUGCUCCUCGUGCGGUUGCGACAGCCCCCAACAGAUGGAGGCCACUCACCUCUUUCCCAACUCUUACUGCGGAGACUCAAAGUUCUCGCUGUCGAGCUGCGAGGGCUUCCUCGAAGACGACUGCCCCAAAGACCACGCGGCGCAGGUCCACAGAAAGAAGCCGUACAAGUGUGACUGUUGCCAGGCUGCCUUCCGCUACAAAGGCAACCUGGCCAGCCACAAGACUGUUCACACAGGUGCAAAGCCGUACUGCUGCAACAUCUGCGGGGCUCAGUUCAACCGGCCAGCUAAUCUGAAGACCCACACCCGCAUCCAUUCUGGGGAGAAGCCAUACAAGUGCGAUACAUGCGGCUCCAGAUUUGUCCAGGUUGCCCACCUUCGCGCCCACGUGUUAAUUCACACAGGAGAAAAGCCAUACCCUUGCGAAAUCUGCGGGACUCACUUUCGCCACCUACAGACGCUCAAGAGUCACAUGCGCAUUCAUACCGGAGAGAAACCUUACCAUUGUGAAAAGUGUGACCUCCACUUCAGACACAAGAGUCAGCUGAGGCUUCACCUCCGACAGAAGCACGGCGCCAUCACGAACACCAAGGCGCAGUACCGCCCGGCAUCCGGCAGCCUGCCCUGCUGAGUUGCAACCCCCCUCCAUCGGCCAAUGUAUUGUAAACAAACAAAAGAAGAGUUUUGUAAUCCAAAGAACCAGAUUUUGUCAAUGUUGGACUAUUUUUAAGUAUUUCAGAGUUUAUUCUUGAAAACCUCAACUGAAUGUACAUUGGGACUGUGAAUUUGAACACAUUUUUUUUUUCUUUCCAACACAACAUGACUUGUUACAGUUCGCUCCAGUAUUGAUUCAAGUUUGGCCGCCAACGUCAUCACUUUUGUUGUAAAUAUGAUUGCCAUCUGCUGGCAGAGCGUGGAAAGGUUUUCAUGCCCACUGAGCUUUUACUGAAGGACAGUGACAAUAAGAGGCUUUGUUUUGGUCACGUUUGGUACUUUUUGUGUACAGAUUGACAUCCAUUUGUAUUUUCCUUUGUAUGUACAGUACAAUCUUUUCAUAAGCCAUCGUUGGUAUUUUGCACACAUAUUGCUGAUAUUCAGAAAGUCUUCAGACUUUUCAGAUAUACUUGUUUUUCCCUUGUUACUAACAUGUUGAGAUGUUCUCAAAAGCAUGCCCCCUGCCCCUGA